GCACGAGAGGUAAUAAUCCCCUGCCAGGCCAUCACAAAUGUAGCCUGGUAGUCUGGCCCAAGGGCAACCCCGGAUUUGCUCCAGAUUUCGAUCGCAAUUUGGCUCAAGCGCUCCAAACAUAAGACGGACGGGCCCAGACCAGACCCGUCUUCUCCUCACCCGACCACGGCUUCAGUAGGAUAAUGAAUGUCUGGAAAAAUAUCUCCACCAUCGCCAGCGUCGUCGCCAUCGCCAAAAACACCCGCCCUGACGCCGUGCCCCCCUAGGUCGUCGGCCCCCGUCUCCCGUUGGCAUCUGACCACAAGUCGCCGCCGGCCGGGUUUACUGGCCCCUUCUGACGACAACCGACAACCCUACAGAAAUCUCGAGAUCCAGCACUCGACACCCGAGCCAGGACUACCACGCCUCGCCUCACCCCAGGAUCUCGUCAUCUUCUGAGUGUGCGUGCGCAUGUGCGUGCGUGCGUGCGUUCCCCGGAGUCCCCUGGAGUCCCCUGGAGUCCCUGUAGGAUAACCUCGGACCCGCUGUUACCCCUCCACCCUCCCGCCCGCCCGCCUGCUCAUCCCAUCUGAUCCGUCGUCUAUUAUUAUUAUCCCGCCUCCACCACAUGAGCCUGCGGGUCAGCAUGUCGCCCUCAUCCACCGGGGGCUCUCCCCACUCGACAACCGCCACAGCAACGGCCAGCGCCGUCAGGCCCUUCCCAGUGCCCACCAGGGACAACUUCUCAAUCGAAAUGCCCACCCCUCUGAUGGCUUCUACAAAUGGCUCCGGGGCUGGGCCCAAGUCCCCCACCGCCGUCAAGAACCAGCGCCAGGGCAGCUUCGGCCGUGACGGCAACGCCCUCGGCCCGCCAAACAAGGCCCGCCACCUGUCCCAGUCGUCCGAAAACCGCCCGGAGCCUUCUUCGGUGAGCAUGCAGAAGGACGACAGCGAGGACAGCGUGAACCCCCUGAAGCGCAGAAACACCGACGCCGGGGUCGACUACCCCCGGAGGAGGGCCACCAUCGCCUGCGAGGUCUGCCGCUCCAGGAAGUCGAGAUGUGACGGCACCAAGCCAAAGUGCAAGCUGUGCACAGAGCUCGGCGCCGAGUGCGUCUACCGUGAGCCCGGCAUCAAGCUCGAUGCCGGCGACAAGCUGAUCCUCGAGCGCCUGAGCCGCAUCGAGAGCCUGCUCCAGAUAAACCUCGUAAACCAGUCAAACGGUAUCAACAUCGGCCAGGGCUCGCCCAACCUGAGCAGUGGCACCACCGCCCUCAGCGGCGAGAACCUGCUGGUCCAGAGCGCCACCGGUAACUUCAGCUCCGUCAUCCUCAGCGGCGGCAUGGGCACUUGGACCCCCAACAAUACAAACAUUUCGACAAUGCCAAAGAUACACACCAAUGCCGCCCUCCACCUCCUGCAGUGGCCUCUGAUCCGUGACCUGGUCUCCCGCCCCUACGACCCCCAGAUCCUCCUCCAGCUGGAAAUGGCCAGGGAGCCCUUGCACUCCCUGACAAAGACCCCUUGCGUCGACCUUUCCAACACAACUGCCUACAUCGAGGCCUAUUUUGAACGGGUCAAUAUCUGGUAUGCCUGCGUGAACCCUUACACCUGGAGGAGCCACUACCGCCUGGCCCUGUCCAACGGCUUCCGAGAGGGCGCAGAGAGCUGUAUCGUCCUGCUCGUCCUCGCGCUUGGCCAGGCAAGCCUCCGUGGUAGCAUUUCCAGGGUCGUCCCGCAAGAGGACCCUCCAGGCCUGCAGUACUUCACCGCCGCAUGGGCUCUGCUCCCGGGCAUGAUGACUUCCAAUAAUGUCCUCGCUGCGCAAUGCCACCUUCUUGCCUCCGCCUACCUCUUCUACCUCGUCCGGCCCCUCGAGGCCUGGAACCUGCUAUGCACGACCAGCAACAAGCUCCAACUGCUCCUGAUGUCGCCAAACAGGAUCCCGCCUGACCAGAGGGAAUUGACGGAGCGCAUAUACUGGAAUUCCCUGCUCUGUGAGAGCGAUCUACUGGCAGAACUCGACCUUCCACAUUCAGGGGUCGUGCAUUUUGAGGAAAACGUCGGCCUUCCAGGUGGAUUUGAGGGCGACGAGAACGAGGCCGUGGGACGCGACGACCUCUGGUACUUCCUCGCAGAGAUAGCACUACGGCGACUCCUGAACAGGGUCAGCCAGCUCAUCUACUCCAAGGAUUCCAUGGCAACGACCACCAGCCUCGAGCCCGUCGUGGCCGAGCUCGACUUCCAGCUGACCCAGUGGUAUGAGAGCCUGCCGCUGCCACUGCAGUUCCCUUUUACCCGGACGUUACUGCCGGAUCCUGUGCAGACGGUCCUCCGACUACGCUUUUUUGCAUGCCGGACAAUCAUAUACAGGCCAUACAUCCUGGCUGUCCUCGACAACGAGCAAGCUGUGCUGGACCCUGCCGUACGCGACAGCUGUCAUAAAUGCCUGGAAGCCUCUAUCCGCCAGUUGGAGCACAUCUCUGCCCAUCACGUUGGGCAUAUGCCUUACCUCUGGCAAGGGGCGCUUUCAAUUGUAUCCCAAACACUCCUGGUCAUGGGAGCUACGAUGUCACCGUCUCUGUCCAACAUCUUGAUGGCGCUGGUCCCCCACGGAGACAGCAUCGAUCGAAUCAUCAAUGAGGUUGUCAUGGAAAUCGAGCGAUACGCUGUUCUAGCUCCCAGUCUAAGUUUGGCUGCCGAAAUCAUCAAAGAAGCCGAGGUCAGGCGGAGGACGUUUCUCAGUGGCUGAGGCAGUCAAUGAUACACCGCGUGCCUCCCUCUCUGUGGGCCUAAUUGCCUCGCUGCUGUCUGCACAGCCCGCCCUGCGGCCUCGGGAAAGACGUCACUAUCGACCAAUUUCCUCGACGACAAUCAAUGCCGACAGAAUACCACGGAAAUUAAAUCCAUAUGUCAGCGGGACUUCGACAAUUGCUUUAUGACAGCCGGGUCUUCCCAAACCGUCACACGAAAUCCCGCUGGAACCAACCAUAUCGGGACUCAUCUUGCCACGUUCAAUUAAACCUGGUUCCUCGGCGCAUACGUGGGGUGUGUGGUAACACCCCCCGCCUACUCAAUCAAAUUAAUCACGUUCAAAAACGGGCGGGCGCUGAUCUGACGGCCUUCGAUACUCACUGACGCAAGGAACCUUGCGUCACGCAUGCAUUUUCAACGAAGACAACCAUCGGGUUGCACACUCAGGCAAGUGGGAGUCGACGGAGGAUGGGAAAGGGUGGCCCGCCAGCAAAGCAACGCCGAACAAAGGCCCGAGCUGGAAACGAUCUGACGAACUCCCAUUCUCGGCAGUGGGAGUAGCAGUUGAGGUUGGCAGAUCUGAGCGCUAAGAAGUGACAGCCAAAAUCCUGGUUUCGACAAGGGAAUCGAGAAGAACCCUGAGGGGAGCCUGGGGUCGUGGUUGCACCGUGGAAAUAACGAGGCGUGGUUGGCGGACGAUUUCCGGCUGACGGCCCGAUAUUGCCGGCCACCAACCCCUCCCAAGACUCUUUAAUACACCAUACGGACAUUCUGGAGCCUUAUUCGAAUGCCAGUCGAGCGCCUGCAGCUUCGUCAUCAUUAUGAGAAGUCGUGUGUGACGUCCACACGGCGCCCUUCCCCAAGGGACGCGAUCUGACAUUCUGAUCAACGGGGGUCCAGCUCCGUGGCCGCCACUGCAGCAACCAUCGGCGUCACAUGACCGGUCACGCAGCCAAGUGCUGCGAUUCGACAUACCACGACGCCAGCUGUUUUGCUGCCGCCGCAGAUCAUCGGGCGCGGCACGGCAGCACGGCCAUUGCAAGGGCGCGAGCCAUUUGGCCAUGAAUCACCACAGGCAGCAGUCAGCUAUAUAGCGGCUGCACAGUCAUCAACGGUGUGGCGAGGCAAAUAAGUUAGGAGGCCGGCUGCAGGGGCGAUCGAAGCCCAGCAGCUUCAGGGUGGCUGAAUGCUACCACCAGGAGGCGAGGAGGAGAUGAAUUGGGCCAGUCAUGGGACACUGAAUCCGAAGCUGUCAGCCCACAUCCGGGUCGCUCAGGCGCCUUGAACCCCUUCCGAUGAGACGAGCUAGACCCUUGCCUUCUGAGCGAUUCCGAGCAGUCAGGCAGUGUCGACGGGUCCAAGGAUCCAUAGUGGGAGGGGCAAAUGGGAUGAAUGCUGAGCACGUGGGGAGUGGAAGGUUUCCCUUGUCUUUUCAAGCAGUUAAGAGUUGUUCUACCGCGAGGUUUUGUCUUGGCCUUUGGGAGUCCCAACCGCGCGGCAUGCUGGUUCAUGCCAUGUAUGUAUAUGUGUGUGGGCAGACCCAGGCUCUGUCAUCAUCGUCAUUAUCAUCAUCCUACCUUCCUAUGUAGGCAGUUUGCAUUGGUAGAUACUGAGCAAAGCCGCUUGGCAGAUGUGCUGUGUGGAAGUUCACCAUCUCCACAAAGCGAUAUGAACGACAAGCAUUUUUCCGUCUAUGUCCUGUCCUUCUCCGACACUGCCAGAUUUUGCCCUGCCCAGCCCUUCCAAGCAAUCCUCCAUGCCCGAUCCUGUCAGCCACGCCGAC
Diaporthe batatas is the source of this 4516-nucleotide messenger RNA. RefSeq lists its product as uncharacterized. Gene Ontology annotation, molecular function: DNA-binding transcription factor activity, RNA polymerase II-specific; zinc ion binding. The record is from RefSeq and is a predicted model, not a curated record. The transcript has 2 exons. Gene Ontology annotation, biological process: regulation of DNA-templated transcription. NCBI's taxonomy places the organism in Eukaryota, Fungi, Ascomycota, Sordariomycetes, Diaporthales, Diaporthaceae. The coding region runs from base 608 to 2731 and encodes 707 amino acids.